AUGACACUUGCUUGGCUCAGAGAGGCAGCGCUCGUGGCCGCCCAUGCGCACCAAGAAUCCGAGAGCAGCACGAAGGACGUAGCGAAGCCGACACGCUUGGAUCUAUCCUCUCAGAAGCAGUUCCCGCACGUCUCGUGGCAGCGUAUAGAUGACAUCGGUGGGGGCCUGUUCAUCUGUGGCGCAGCUGCUCUGGACAACAAGGCAGAGCUCAGCAGGUUGGGCAUAGGCUGCAUCCUGAAUUGUGGUGGUGAGGACAUCUAUACACGGUCCUACAACUGUGCAGAUGGCACACCCCUCAGCAAGCGCCUCCAGGGAUUCCACGUGGAGGUUCUCGAUGCAGAGGAUGUUGAGCAGCAGGACAUGCGUGCAGCAUGGCAGAAGGCGGCCGGCAUCAUCGACGAAGCCUUGAGACGAGGCGACGGCGUUGUUGUCCACUGCGCCCAGGGGGUGAGCCGCUCAAGCAGCACUUGUAUUGCGUACCUCAUGAUGAAGGAGAAUCUUCCGUUGGAAGGGGCGUUCCGCCGUGUUUUCCAGGCGACCUUGAGAGAACUGCCAUGGAGCGUUUGGAUGCAGAGCUUGCCGAAAGGCGGAGUGACUUGGCAGCUGGAUGGUUCUGAGACUCUUUGGCAUGGUGAGGACGAAGUGCUGCAGAGCAAGGCCGCGGAGCACCGAGCAUUUGCACAAACGACAUGCUUUGUAAAUGUGGUGUACAAACACAACUGGAUCCCCUCCUUUCCUCCUCUGAAGGAGAUGGGAUCGGACCUGUCCUCCGUGACUGUUGCAGGAAAGGGCGGUCUCCAGGUUUCGUCCGGAGUUGGCACAGGGUCCGGCCCGGUUGCCCUGGCACAGAGGGCGCUGCAGGUGAAUUCGGCUGGCCCCACACGCUGGCGAUUGGAGCUUGGCGCCCAAGGUGAGCUGCCAGCGCUGCCCGGCGACCGAGACGGUGUGCUGAGGAUUGCGUGUGGCGAUGUCGUUUUGGCAGUUUUGGCCGCUGGCAGCGUCCCGACGCUGUGGGGCUCCCCGCGGCUGGUGGUCCGUGACGAGCUUGGGGAAGAACUCGUCUUGGAAGGUGAUGACAGAGGACCGACUGCAGACUGGGUUGCAGAGUGGCUGCCGGAGAGGCCCGGUCCAUACGAAGUUUUUGUGCUCUACCCCGGCGUCGGGGAGAACGAGGAGAUGCUUGAUGUAGCCGCCCCAACCUGGCAACUUGUGGCAGCUGGGACUGGCAGGGAUUGGAGUGGUGGAGCCAGUUUUGCGCCGCUGUGCCCGCACUUGAGCCAUCUGGAGUUUGAAAAGGUCGAACUGAAAUGCUGGCAAGAGGCAUCAAAGGGCAGCACCUCCCGUGUCGCUCCGUCGCCAGACCGAAGCAUGGGUGUUGUGAUUGCGGACGUUUUUGUCGAAGAGGUCGUCCAGCUCACCGUUCUCUCGCGCCUCGCCGGUCCCAUCGAGCGCUGGCCGGAGACACUUGAACCGCAGCACGACGAGCUUUACUCGCACAUCAUGCGGCGACGCGGGGGCUUGCAAGCAAAGACAUCGGCAGAGGUGCGCGAGAGCGCUGGCGCCGCAGCGCACUUCCCCUAUACUGAGGGUGGGUUUUGCAGCAGCCCAGCAGCUGUCUACUGGGCGUGGUUCCAGCUGGCCAUUGGCCAGAGGCUUGCAGCUGCCGCCACCGCCUCCAAGAUUUCCGUUUCCGAUGUUCUUGCGGACCCAAGUGCCGCAGGCAUCAUCCGCUUUGCUGAGAAGCUGGGGAGACCUCUCAGUGCUUGCGAGAAAGCGCACCUGGCAGCAAUUCCAGUGAGCCGGAGUUGGUUGCAAGAAGCUUUGCGCUGA
This is a messenger RNA of Symbiodinium sp. CCMP2592, 1830 nucleotides long. The record is from the annotation of a GenBank genome assembly. NCBI's taxonomy places the organism in Eukaryota, Dinophyceae, Suessiales, Symbiodiniaceae.